Messenger RNA from Naegleria fowleri, 2283 nucleotides. RefSeq lists its product as uncharacterized. Lineage: Eukaryota; Heterolobosea; Eutetramitea; Acrasida; Naegleriidae. Gene Ontology annotation, cellular component: mitochondrion. Gene Ontology annotation, biological process: pantothenate biosynthetic process. The record is from RefSeq and is a predicted model, not a curated record. Bases 1 to 2283 code for a protein of 760 amino acids. Gene Ontology annotation, molecular function: 2-dehydropantoate 2-reductase activity; magnesium ion binding; 3-methyl-2-oxobutanoate hydroxymethyltransferase activity. The transcript has 2 exons.
AUGAAAAAACAACUCUUGAAAUGUGUCUCUGUGUAUCACUCGACACGAGCUGUUUUUGUGAGGUCCAGUUUUGCAUCCGUGUUGCUCGAGACUAGUGUUAAAAAAGGAAAUAUGGUCACAAUCUCUAAAAAAGGAAGCAUUACUUGCAUUAGGGACAUGGUGAGAGAAGAUAGAAGAGAGUAUUCAGUGCAUCCAUCACACAGCAGUACUGCAUCCACAAAUGGAGCAACAACAGAUAUAUUAUUGUUAAGAAGAGAUUUAAUUCCUGUCACUUUGAAUUGCAUUAAAUACAAAUAUGAAAACAAAAUUCCUUUGACCAUGCUUACUGCUACAGACUAUCCUUCAGCAAGUGUCAUUGACCAAACUAAUUGCGACAUGAUUUUAGUGGGAGAUUCUUUAUCAAUGACUGCAUUAGGACACUCAAAUACAACAAGUGUCACAAUGGAUGAAAUGAUUCAUCAUGCAAAAGCUGUCAAACGAGGAGCAAAAUAUUCCUUCUUAAUUGGAGACAUGCCGUUCGGAUCUUACACGACAGAUGAAAAUGCAGUAAAUAAUGCAGUAAGAUUUAUUAAGGAAGCAGAAAUGAAUGCUGUUAAAUUAGAGGGAGGACAACGAGUGGCAUCCAAGAUUAAGGCAAUCGUGGAUGCAGGAAUUGUGGUGGUAGGACAUGUUGGCUUAACACCUCAAUCGUCCAAUCAGUUGGGUGGUUUUAGAGUGGUCGGUUCAAAGAGUUGUGACGAAGCCAUCCAAGUUUGGAAGGACGCUCUUGCUGUGAAAGAGGCAGGAGCAAGUAUGAUUGUGCUGGAAUGUGUUCCUCGCAAAUUAGCUUCCUUAAUCACAAAAGAACUUGGAAUUCCUGUGAUUGGUAUUGGAAGUGGAUCAUGUUCUGGACAAGUAUUGGUGUAUCAUGACAUUUUAGGGAUGUACAGCAAAUUUACUCCAAAAUUUUGUAAAAAGUAUUUAGACUUGAAUCCAACAUUAAUUAAUGCGUGUGAACAAUAUGUGAGAGAUGUGACCGUCCAAGAUUUUCCAGAAAAAUCUCAUACUUUUAUCAUUAAGGAAGAUGUCUACAAAUAUGUUUCAGAGUACAUUGAAAAAGAAGCAAAAGAACUUCGAGAAAAGAAUCCUUUAUAUCCACAUCCUAUUCAAAAAAAGAAAGACGAUGCAUCUAGUCCAAUACCCACCUUCUCAAUGGGAAAGAAGAAAAUUUUAAUAUUAGGAGGUGGUUCCGUUGGAUCUUUAAUGGCUGUUUGUUUGCAACGUUCAGCAGAAAAUCAAGUAAGAGUGGUGAACGGUCGAUCAUGUUCAUCAUGUUCAUUGUCAGUCCAAGUGGAACGAUACGUUAGAGAAAGUCGAGAACUCUCAUCGAACAAGCAUCUCGAAUCGACUCAUAUCCAAUAUUUGACGCAAGAUCAACUUCAGCAACAUUGGGAGAAUGAAAUUGAUCUCUUAAUCAUUGCAGUGAAGAAUCAUUCUACAACGGAAGCCAUUCAGAAUUUUGUGAAAACAUUUCCAAACCUUAAACACAUUAGAAAUGUGGUGACUAUUCAGAAUGGAUUUAACAACAGUGAUGUCAUUAGAAAGGCCUUUUCGACAUUUCAACACAAAAUGGACAUUCCCAAAGUUAUUCUUCCCAUCUAUGUGUACAGUGGAGUGAAACGAUUGGAAGAUCAUGGAAUUGACAAGAAUGAACACAAAAUGAUUUUGGAACAAACAUUGUCUCCAAUCAUCUCCAUCAGUUUACCUAAAAUUCUUAGUGGAACAGAAUUGGGUCAAUUAUUUAGUGAAAAUUCACAAUUUCAAAUCUCCUCUCAACUCUCUCCAACACUUGUCAAUGGAGAGGAAAUUUAUGUGGACUGGAUGAAACUCAUUGUGAAUUCUACAGUUAAUCCUGUGGCAUCAUUGUUUCAAGUAGAAAAUGGAGGUAUCAACCAGAAUCCUCACAUGCAGCAAGUGAUGAAACAAUUGAUUCGAGAACAAUUGGAUAUUCUCAAGUUGAUUCCUGGUGCGAUUCAUUCUCUUGGUGUCACUUGCCAAGAGUUGAAAGAGAAAUCCUUUGAAGAGUGUAUAUUUUCAAAAGUAAUGCAAGUCAUUGAGAAAACAAAAACCAAUCAUUGCAGCAUGUAUCACGAUGUCAGAAAUGGAACCUUAACUGAAAUUGAUCAUCUGAAUGGUGCUUUUGUGGAAUUAGCAAAACGUUUAAAGCUUCCUCCAAGUUCCUACUCUGUAAAUAGUAUGGUGAGUGAAAUUAUUAAGGCUAAAGCAACACAACGAGUGGAUUAA